Molecule: messenger RNA, 1345 nt
Organism: Sesamum indicum (sesame)
Lineage: Eukaryota; Viridiplantae; Streptophyta; Magnoliopsida; Lamiales; Pedaliaceae
Product: Phospholipid/glycerol acyltransferase family protein
Biological process (GO): phospholipid metabolic process
Source: RefSeq, a predicted model, not a curated record
AGGAGAGUAUGUGUGAGACUUUAAAACCCCAACAACCAAAUACCGGGUAUAUAGUAGAACAGAGACGGUAGAGUGUUUCUAGCUCACAUCAACGAACACGGAAGCAGUAAUCGGAAACGGGCCACAGGAGACGAGCAACGUCUGGAUUAUCAUAAGAGGGGAGGUGGGGUAUGAGGACUAUGGAAUGGGCGGCGAGAGGAGAUCACCUGGGCGGAAUACCCCGGAAGAUGAUGUUCAUGUCGGUGGGAGCAUUCGCAAAAGCUGUGGCCAAUCUUCUCAAUACCACCACGGUCUACAACCUCGAAACCCUCCUCCGCCUUGUCCGGCACCGCCCACCGGGUGUCCCUCUUCUCACUGUCAGCAAUCAUAUGUCCACGUCAGUCACUCUCUCAAGUUGGAUGACCCAGUAAUGUGGGGGCUCAAGGAUUUUCCGGUAACUGAUGCAGAAUCCGGGAGAUGGGUACUUGCAGCUGAAGACAUAUGCUUCAAAAAUCCGGUGCUGUCAUAUCUUUUCAGGCUUGGGAAAUGUAUUCCUAUAACAAGGGGAGGUGGAAUCUAUCAGGAGCACAUGAAUGAAGCCCUUGACCGCUUGAUCGAUGGAGCUUGGUUGCAUACAUUUCCAGAGGGGAAAGUGUGUCAAGAAGAUGCACCUAUACGACGGUUGAAAUGGGGGACUGCCAGUCUCAUAGUUCGUGCCCCUGUGACUCCAAUAGUUCUGCCAAUAGUUCAUCAUGGUUUUGAAAAGGUUAUGCCCGAGAACUAUAUGUUUGGUAGAAGACCUCCUAUUCCAUUGUGUAACAAAGAUAUAAACAUAGUGAUUGGUGAGCCAAUCAUAUUUGAUGUCCCUAAACUGAAGCACAAAGCUCUAGAAAUGUCGAGGGAUGUACCGUUUUCUCAUGCUGGAUGGCCUAAGACCAUCUGCGGCCUAGACGAGGCAGCACAAAGAUCUCUUUACACCACUAUAUCGGAGCAGAUACGAGGAGUCAUGGAGAGGUUGCGCGGUGUCAGUAAAUCAUUUUUUAAGACAAACUGAAUCUUUAAGAUUUCAGAAUUACUAGGCAUAUUAACAGGUUUGAAGUUCAGAAGCCUGUUGUUUGAAUGGGGGCGUUGCAUAAGUUUGAGUUAGAGAUUUCCCCAUAGCUAAGAGGCCCAACCUUUCCAUUUUUGUCAGCCCCUAGAGAUUCGAAGCUAUUCUUUUCCUGAUUAAUGGUAUAGACAUUGAGCAUUGUGGUGUUCAAUGGAGCUCGUUUCAGGCGACAUUAUUCGCUAGAGAUCCCAUGUUGUCCACCACUAUUCUGUAAGCCAUGUCUUGUGGACAAAAUAAUAUUUACUUUCCUUCAUGAUC